This is a messenger RNA of Schistosoma spindalis, 4821 nucleotides long. NCBI's taxonomy places the organism in Eukaryota, Metazoa, Platyhelminthes, Trematoda, Strigeidida, Schistosomatidae. The record is from the annotation of a GenBank genome assembly.
AUGGACUUCAUAUUGAAGCCAGUUAUUUCAUGUGCUGGUGAUGAAAAUCUUCUGCCUUAUUUCGAAAGUCGCUGUUUAUCGACUCUGGGGAGUCAGCAGGUGGUAUGGAAGCAUCCAAAACUGUCAAUGGUUCAUUCUGUACGAUUAGGAGCAUGUUUUACAAGAUUUCGUGUCAGCCAGUUACAGUCUAACGUCAAAGUCUUAUCAAGUGGAAGGCCUAUUCGACCUGUCGGUACAUUUCAACCAUUACUUUAUAUUUAUGUGACUUCAAAUGAUGUUUCUCAUUAUACCUCACAUGGUGGACGGAAUGCUAUCGGUAGUUGGUUAGGCCAUUUACGUGCCAGAAAUGUAUUUGACUGGCUAAUUAUAAUGGUUAAUUCUGAUCCACAGUAUAACACACCAAAAAUUCUACAAAAAUCAAAUGUACUUGACAAAAUUAAAAGUGAUUUUAAUGUUCGUACAGGGGACCGACAAUUUUUAGAAGUACCGGCACCUAAUUCAGCUGAAGAAAAACUAUUCAAUGAAUCAUGGAAUCAGUUAAGUUAUCUUGUUCGUAAAUCUAUCAUAUCGGCUUGUAUGUCAAUUAUUGCUGAUUAUGAUAUACAUUUACAAAUGCUUACGGAUUCAUGUUCAACCUUUACAUGGGAUUAUUUUGAGUAUUUAGAUAGAAAGGAAGAAUUAGCUCAUAUGUAUUUGUUUCUUGGUGGACAUGAACAUGCUUUACACGAGUAUCGUGAAGCAACUGAAUUACUUUCUAAAUGUAUUCAACUGUCAACACAACAAGGAUCUAAACGCCCUCAAUGGUUAGAUCGAUUAACACAACUAUCAUCAUCGGAUGAAGUAUCAUAUUAUGUGUGUGAUUAUUCUUUGGAUGUGACUAAUACAGAAAUAAAACAGUCUAGUCGUUUAAAAAAUCGUAACGCUACAUUAUUCGAAUUGAAAAAUUACCUUUUAUCCAAACAAGCAUCAAUAUUAUGUAUAUGUGAUCGAUUAAACGAAUUUCCUGCUCUCGCUUAUCAUACCAUUUGUUCUACAUUAACUGAAAUAAACAUAUUAGAUAUUCAAACGGAUCAUUUAUUUCGCGCUGUUUGGAUUUUGUGUAUUUGUUUAAAUACACUGACAAAUAUCCGACUAGAUUCAGAUCGUUCAAUGGAUGAUGUUAAUAAAUCAAUUAUUGAAUUAUUGGAUACAGCUUUUUCAUGCAAUAAUAUUUUAGAGAAUAUUAAUUUUACCCGCCUUUCAAAGUUAUCAUUUAAUAGGUCGUUGUCAUCACCAUCAUCAUCAUUAUCAUCAUCUACUCAUUCAUCAUCUUCAACACCUACCAUAACAACACAAAGUGUAUUUAUUGAUGCUAACAAAGAUUCCAAUGUUACUAUAUGGUAUAUGAGUCAUUUAGUUGAUAAAAUUUUCACACAUUUUCGUUGUUAUGAAUAUCCAUUAUUACGUAAUACUUCUCAUUUAUCACCUAUCAAUAAUGUUACUAAUCCAACAGAAAAUUCAUCAAUAAUGCAUAAAUUUUCAUCAAAUAAAAUCAAUAACGAAAAAGAUAUUUUUUGUUCAGAAAAUUAUUCUAUUGAAUUAUGGUUAAUUGUAUUUAAUUAUAUAAAACAAAUUGGACAAUUGAUUGGUUUAUGGUGUAUCAAAUCGAAUUUAUCGAUUCAUCGUGAAAAAUAUUCAUUAUUAAAUAAAAUAAUUACUGAUAAUUUAAUCAAUGAACAAUCAUUAAUUAAAGAUUCUUCUAUUCAACAACAAAAUAAUAUUGGAAAUCAAUUAGAAUUAGAAAUAGAUCAAAUAAAUAUAGAACAAAUACAAUUAGAUCAUUCUAUAUUAUUUGCUCAUAAUCAUUUAAUUUCAUUAUUUACUUCAUCAAUAAUAUAUUCACAAAUUUUUACAUCAAUUGGACAAACAUUAAUUGGUUUUUUAAAAUUAAUACAUUGUCCUAAACGUGCAUAUGAAAUUGUAUAUGAUUUGGCUGAUUUCUUAUUUUCACAAGGAGCUCAUGAAUCAGCUUCAUGGUUAUAUGAGUCACUAAUAAAUCAUUAUGAUGAAUCUUCGUGGAUUGGUUUAGUAACAAGUACACGUAUAUGCUUGGCAUGGUGCUUCCAUUCCUUAUGUGUCAAGAAGCAUUUCGAAACUAAAGAUGAUUAUGAAAUUGCUCGAAAAUACAUUCAAACCUGUUUCAUCUUAGCCGGUACAAAACACACUGUUUUACGUACAGCUGCUAUUCAUGUCUAUAAUAAAAUUCAAUUUUGGUAUCAAACAAUAAAGUUUACACAAAUUUUAUCAAUACCAUCAUUUAAUGAUUCAAUUAAUCCAAAUUAUUGGUGGAAAGAAGCUAUUGAAUUUCGUAAUUCAUUAUUAGCAUAUCAUCAAUGUAUUGUUUUGGAUCCUUAUCAAAUGUCACCAUUAUUUCGUUUAAAAUCUGUUGAAUUGGAAGGUGUUUGUAAUUGUGGUUAUCAAAUGAUUUUUAUUCAAUUAAAGUCUAAUUCAGACAGAACAUUUAAAGCAUCAGUACACAUUAGUGGAUCAGAACCUUCGUACAUUGACUGGCAAACAUUGUUGAAUCCAAAUGAAUUUCUACCUUAUCAUGUAAUGGAUAAAACCAAUCAAUUAUUGAUACCACAGUUAGAUAGUCAACUACAUUUGAUCAAUUUGACUACUGCUCCUAGUAUCUCUGUUGUCAAAAGUUUAGCAGGUAGUAAUGUGAAUAACCCGAUAAUUAUUGGUAGUGAUAAUAAUAAUAAUCGUAAUAAUAGUAAUAAUAUUAGCACUGGCAGUCAUAUCUUACGUGGUCAAUUCUCUAUUUCAUCUGAAAAAAAUUCAAGACAAUACAAUAAGUAUCAUUUACCAACAACCAAAAUGACUGUCUCGACUCGUCGAAGUUAUUCCAGUAUACCAGAUAGUUCUAAAGAAUAUCUGAAUAAAAAUUUAGCACUUAAAGGAAAUCAAUUAAGAAUUAGUAAAAUGAAUAGUCAGUCACGUUUAGGUUCAUUGUUGAACGUUGCUGCAUCAUUGGCCACUAGACCAGCAUGGAAAUCUCAAGAUACUAUAGGCGUUAUGAGUGAUGAGCAUAAUAAUACUCCUAUUUCUACCCCACAUAUAAUACAGAACGGCAGAAUUACACGGAUUCCUUCUGAUGGUUUAAUCGAACCAAAUAUUCAUAGUUCAGCACAAAUUUUAAGACAAUAUUCACUCUGUUCAACAAAAAAACAAUCACGUUUAUCAUUCAGUAUUAAUGGUAAACAUGAUAUGUUUGGAAAUGAAAAUAGGGAAUCAUCUACUCCUGUUUCAACUAAAAAUCUACUUUUUAUUUUAAAUCAUGAAGAUUCUUUUGUAAUGAUAAAACCUGGGUUAAAUAAAUUGUCAUUUAUAGCUAAUGCACCAGGAUUUUUAAUUCCUGAGAAAAUAUUCAUUAGUUGUCUUGAUGAAAUCAAUAUCGAAUUAAAAGAAUCAUUAAGAGAACAAGAAUCCGUGCAACCGUCAAUCAAUAAUUGUUCUGAAGUAAAUUUCGUAUCAGAUAUAGAUGGUGAUGUUUUUGGAUCUAGUUGGCGUGAUAUUGCAAUGAUGAAAGCAUUGUUACCGAAACCAGAGAUUUCAGUAUCAAAUAACUCGAGUGGUAAACGCUAUCCAGUUGUGUUCGGUACAUGUCAACCAAUUCCAGUUCAAUUAAGAUUGGGCAAACUGGGUUUAUCAGAAGACUGUAAGUUAAGCACAAGUCUAUAUCGUAUUCGUUCAAAUAAUAAAAAUUUUGUAUUCAAAACUAAAUCGGAAACAAAUUUCAUCAAAACUUAUAAUAACAUUAAUGGUAAUGAUGGAAAUGAAACAAAUUUCAAUAAUCAAUCCAGUACCACUGUUGAUAGUGGUUAUGAAAUACAUAGUCAAUAUAGUGCAAAUGAUUAUUCAUUAAUUUCUGAUUCAUUAGAAAAUCAUCAAGAUGAACAGUUGCAUAAAAAGCAUCAAACUUUAUUCAGUCAAUUUAUUUUAGAAGAUGGUCCAGUUGAUUUUAUACGAGAAUAUAAUCCAUUACCCCAUAGUUUAAAAUGUAAAAUGAAUCAUCCUAUGCCAACAUUUCCACCUGGUUGUUGUUUACAAUUAAGUAGACCAUUAUAUCUAUCGGCUACAUCUUGCAAUGAUCAAUUUGCACUUUCAAUGCCUAGUGGACAUUAUUGUAUUCUACCAGUAGAUAUUAUCAAACCGCUUGGAUUCAAUUUGAAUAUAUUCCCUUUACCUAAAACAUACGUUAUCUUCAGUCUAAACAUUACUUGUGUGGACACUGACCCAGAUUCAACUAUAACACCGGAAGCAUACUGCAGUCAAAACCUAAUUUGCAAAGACCCAAUAACAUUUGAAUUGUCUAACAUGCGGUUCUAUAUUUGUGCUUCGAAACUUUACUUAUCCAGACGUCUAGCAUUAAGUAGUUCCUUUACAAAUGGUCAGCAUCAACCUUAUAAUCGUCAAUUGAAAUCACGAAGCUAUAUCUCGGUGGAAGAUAAUCAUCAAAAUGCUGGGGAUUUUACUAAAAAUGAUGCCCUAGAAACAGGUUCCGAGGACAAACUAUACGAUACUGUCAAUGGAACCAUUGAAUCUUUAAGUGGUGACCUUCUGGACAAUAGAAUCACUAAGGCUUAUGUCACUCAUUUAACACCGUUUUCAAUACCUUGGCGUUUCAAAUCACUAGAAUAUAAUAAUUUUAUGAAAGUUUGUAAAGAAUCUAAUUGUCAACCAAUUGGACGUUUCGAAUGUACAAUGCAUCGAAUUGGCAGUGUUAAAAAGGUUAAUCAAGACAUAAGGGUGGAUUGUGUUAUUGGACAACAGAUAUGA